Messenger RNA from Rubroshorea leprosula, 755 nucleotides. The record is from the annotation of a GenBank genome assembly. NCBI's taxonomy places the organism in Eukaryota, Viridiplantae, Streptophyta, Magnoliopsida, Malvales, Dipterocarpaceae.
GCCCUCUUUCUCUUUCAUCCCUUCUCUGACAUAAUAUCUAGAGAGAGAAGGGGAGAGAGAGCAGAAGAAAAAACCUAACUCGAAGUUUUUCUUCCUUUUGUUUCAGCAACAGCAAUCAUCAUGUCCUCUUCUCACCUUCUCCAUCGCCAUCAUUGUUCCCACUCCUGCACCCCACCUGCCUUUGGCUUUUAUCAUCAUCAUCACCACCACCACCACCUCCUUCUCCUUCUCCUCCUCCUCCUCGACCCUCAAAAGAGUUAUCAUCAUUAUCAUCACCCACGCCUCAAAGGCAGUGAAUUACUAAAAGAGAUCAAAAAGGGCAUGUGCUUGCUGCCGGAGAAGAUCAGGAGGAAGGAGGAGGAUGAGAAGAACAAGUCCUAUCUUUCUUGUUUGAGGAGCUCUCCUUUUCCUGGUUUUCAGUGCACUAGUGACCAAUUAAAGGGGUCAUCUCGAUCUACUCUCUUCUUUUGAAGACUUUACUUCAAACACUUGGGGGAAUCAAGCGUCUCGGUCCGAUGUUUCAAUAUUUGCUUUUUACCAAUUAAGUUCUAGCUACCUCAUAUUCUACUAAGGUCAUAGAUCUGAUCAUAAGGGUUUGUGGGUUUCUUAUUUGGGUUGUUUUUUAGGGUUUUGAUGAAGAACUAUCACUCAGCUUUACCAUUUAUGGUAUGAUUAUUGUGUGUGGUGUUUCUGUAUUUGUAGUAAAAGAUUAUCUCUUUCUCAUCUCAUCAACGUUACAUAUAUGAUUUAAUUAU